Stomoxys calcitrans (stable fly) is the source of this 2307-nucleotide messenger RNA. RefSeq names its product steroidogenic acute regulatory protein-like. The record is from RefSeq and is a predicted model, not a curated record. The transcript is spliced from 11 exons. The coding region runs from base 272 to 2053 and encodes 593 amino acids. Gene Ontology annotation, molecular function: lipid binding. Lineage: Eukaryota; Metazoa; Arthropoda; Insecta; Diptera; Muscidae.
AUUCACUUUGCCAAUUUUACUUUGUUGUUUUAAUAAAUAGUAAAUAAAUAUCUGAAAAAACAACAAAACUACGGGUAUUUUUCAAUAUUAAAACUCAAGACUUUCUAAUCGUUCAUAAAAUACAACAGAAAGUGAAUAAAAAAAAACUGCCGUAGCAUAACAUCUUGUUUGUCAUCAAAAGUAAAAAAGCUGUGUGCUGCUGAAACCAAACCAAAUAAACUCUCAACACCAUGUGGUAGAAGAGGAGAAGCAUUUGUUCGUAUCCCAUAAAAUGUCACAAAAUAGCUCCGAGGAUCUUCGUACUGCUGCCGAAUUAAUUGUCAACCAAGCACGUGCCAUGCAGUCCAGAGGUGGUGGCAAUGUGCCCUAUGAUAUGUCUCGCACCCAUUCCAUAAAUUUAAUAACCGAAGAAUUCCUUGGUGGCUAUAUGCAGGAUGGCCGUAUGUCAGUGGUGCGGAGAUUUUUCUGUUUGUUUGUAACUUUUGAUUUGUUUUUCGUUUCACUGCUAUGGUUAAUAUGUAUCAUGCUAAAUGGCGACAAUAUCUUUAUAGCACUACAAAAACAAAUUGUCCACUAUACCAUAGAAACAUCUCUGUUUGAUGUGGUGGCUGCUGCCAUUUGCCGUUUUAUAAUUUUAAUAUUUUUCUACGCACUGCUUUAUAUAAAUAAUUGGUUUAUAAUUGCUCUUUCAACAAGUGGCUCAUGUUUAUUUUUAAUAUCAAAAGUGUUUGUUUUCGAUUGGGUCAAAGCCACUCCACAAGUAUUUGAAGUGAUACUAAUUAUAACCUCAUUUGUUUUGGCAUGGGGCGAAGCUUGGUUCCUGGAUUGUCGAGUCAUACCUCAAGAACGUCAUGCAAGGCGUUACUUUUCUGUAAUGAGUGGAUCGACAGAUCGUUCGCCUUUAAUUGCCCCCCUGCUCUCUACUCAAAAUGAACGUCGUCCUGCCGAUAGUGUUGUUGAUUUCUAUUCUCCUUUGGACUCAGCCCACAAUAGUGAUGCAGAAGAAGAACUGGAUGAAGAUUACCAUCAAAUGGGAUUGGAUUGUGUUCGUAGAACUUAUGCUUUAUUGAAUGCUACCGAUUGGAAGGUUGAAAAGGUCACGAAAAAAGGGGAUACCAUUAACAGUAUACACCGCGAGAAAAUGGGAAAAAUCUACAAAUUAACUGGUCGUUUAAAAUAUCCUGCCAAAGCUUUGUGCAAUGAAAUGUUUUAUAAAGUGGAGGAGAUGCCGCAUUGGAAUCCUACCACAUUGGAAGCCAAAAUGGUUAGGAAAAUCAACUCCUAUACAGACAUAACCUAUAAUGUUUCUGCCGGCAGUGGUGGCGGCAUGAUCAAAUCUCGUGAUUUUGUAAAUCUACGCUGCUGGCGCUGUCUGGUAGAUGGCAAGAUAUGCGAUGAAAGCAUAGAUCCAGAUUCAUCAGAUGAAGAAAUGCUUAAUAACUCAUGUGAGGGCAGUGUGUCCACCAUUUCAGAUGGCGAGGGUAUUCUAACACCUUUGCCUGGUAGUGUGGGGAGUUGUCGCGGUGGUCCUGCUCUUGAUUAUCGCCUGCAGGAUAAUAGUACUCCAUUUAAUACAUUAAGUAAAAGUUUGGGAGCCAAAGAUUUUACCGAUGUUAUGCAUUUGAAUUUGAAUAACGAACCACCUCCAUUGGAUGAAGAAUUUGAAGAUGCCAAAGAUCAUGUGGAAGACGAAGACAAGCCGGAGGCAGUAAGCAACAAAGUAAUGGCCGGCAGUGUAACUGAGAAAUCAUCAAAUCGGGGGCGAGUUUGGGUAAAUGCAGCCAUUAGUGUGACCUAUGAUAAAAUUCCCGUGAAUCCCAAAUAUACAAGAGGAGAAAAUCUUGUAUCGGGAUUUGCUAUGCAUGAGGUUGAAGGAAAUCCCGAUGUUUGUAUAUUCGAAUGGAUUUUGUGUAUAGAUUUGAAGGGCUAUAUACCACGCUAUGUUUUAGAUACGGCUUACACAACUUUCAUGACAGACUAUAUUACAUAUUUGCGCAAAUACAUCAAGGAAUUGAGGCAAAGGCGUCGUGGCCGUCCACUGCCUAGACAAUAGAAAAGCUUUCUCUGUGCACGCACUCACGCCAAACCAACAGUUAUUGUUUACCUUAACCUUUAAUUUUAUAUAAGAGAUCAUCAAAAUGCCUAUUGUUGUGAAAGACAAGUAAAACAAAAAAAAAAAACAACAACAAGAAAAUUUCAAAGAACUGAUUCAUAUGUAUUUCUCUUUAACUCUAAAUUUUCAUUUUUUUCGAAUUAAGUGUCGUCUCGUCUUUUAAGGAAAUCUAUUGUACGUAAUCUUGUGUAUAU